AAAAUAAGUAACUUGGAAAGCAAGGUAUGACAAAAGUGUCGAUUUUGCCAUUUGCCGUACAGUUGUUUUCCUAUUGUAAUGGAGGUAGGGCGUUAAAUCGAAAUGUGUUAAGUGUGUGCAGUAGAAGAAUGACUUCUAAGAAAACGUACGGCAACAGGAAGUUAUAUUCUCUACCAGAUGACUAUCACUUGAGAGGAACGAAAGUUCGUGCAACACAUGGCGCCAAGAGGAAUGAAGAUGCAGCAAAACUGAUAAAGUAUAUAGAUGACAACGUUAUUGGAAGGAACACAACAUUUUCUGGUCCAUAUGGGAGACGUAAAGUUGUGUACUGCGAUUAUACUGCGUCCGGAAGGUCGCUGCAGUUUAUAGAGGAUUACAUACUGAGGGAAGUGCUGCCUAGCUAUGGAAACACCCACACCACGACGAGUAUCACCUCUAUGCAGUCCACUCUCUUCCGGCAUGAGGCACGGGACAUUUUCCGAAAUGCAGUUCACGCAUCUGAGCAUGAUGCCGUAAUCUUCGCUGGCCAUGGCUGCACCGGCGCUGUGCACAAGCUCAUACAUGCACUCAACCUGGUUGAGCCUCCCAUUGUGUUUGUUGGACCCUGUGAGCACCACUCUAACCUGCUCCCAUGGAGGGAGAAAGAUGCCAAGAUUGUUCGUAUUGCCGAAAGGAAAGAUGGCUUUCUUGAUUUGGAUGAUUUGGAGUCCCAGCUGCAGCUGCAUCAGGGAACUGGAAGGCAGUUGAUUGGCUGUUUCUCUGCUGCAUCGAACAUAACGGGUAUCCUAGCAGAUGAUGUGGCAACUACAUUGUUGUUGCAUCAGUAUGGCGCCCUUGCCUUCUGGGACUAUGCAGCUGCAGCUCCAUAUGUUAAAUUGGAUAUGAAUCCAUUUCUACCUGGAGUGGAUGAGAGAGCAGUAUACAAAGAUGCCAUGUUUUUUUCUGUACAUAAAUUCGUUGGCGGCGUACAGACACCAGGUAUACUUAUUGCCAAGAAGGCUCUGUUUAAGAACACAGUGCCAAACGGCUGUGGAGGGGGCACAGUGUUCUUUGUGACACGGGACAGUCACCGCUAUUUGCAGGACACAGAGCUUCGAGAGGAGGGUGGCACCGCGGCUGUGGUGGAGUCCGUCAGAGCUGGACUUGUAAUGCAGCUCAAAGAGACCAUAGGGGUUCAGGCUAUCAUGGCACGUGAGGAGAAGAUAUCCAGGAUGGUCCUGGCCCACAUUCGCACCAUUCCAGAACUCAUUCUUCUCGGAAGUAGCUCUCAGUCGGUGAAGAGACUUCCUAUCUUUUCGUUUAUGGUUCGCCAUCCACGUGGAACCUUCCUGCAUCAUAACUUUGUGUGUACUGUCCUGAAUGAUGUGUUUGGAAUACAGGCACGUGGAGGCUGUGCAUGCGCAGGUCCCUACGCUCAAGAUUUAUUGGGAAUAGAUGAACAUUUGGCUCAAGAAUAUGAAACGGUUCUGCUUGAGGAUUCACGUCUAGAUCGGACACACCUUCGGCGAAGAGAGGAGCAUUCAAGUUUUGAGAUGCUGCGACCUGGCUUUGCUCGUAUCAGCCUACCGUUCUUCAUGUCUGAUUCUGAAGUAGCUUUUGUGCUUGAAGCUCUGAAGAUGGUGGCCACCGAAGCCUGGAAGUUACUUCCGCAGUAUAUCUUGUAUCCCGAAACUGGUGAAUGGCGUCACCACACAAACAUAGUGUUUCGAGACAGGAAGUGGCUCGGUUCAAUCCGCUACGUUGAUGGCAAGAUGACGGUAAAUGAGCGAAGAGUAUCAGGACAUGGUACAUUUCCUCCUCAGGAUUAUGCAGAGUGUCUGCAUACAGCUAGGAGCAUAUUCAAUAAAGCAAGAAAGAUGGCUCAGCGUUACCCUUUGGCAGAUCAGUGUGUUAUGUUUGAUGAAAACACAAAUCGCCUACGUUGGUUCAUGCUUCCAAGCGAAGCACAAGAUCUUCUGUUGGGCAACUCGCAGAAUGUUAAACAUGAUGUUCCAUUUGAUCCUGUCGAAUAUUCCGGUUCACGCAGAAGUGUUGCAGAGGCUCUUCCUGCGCCGUUGAAUGCAACUAAUGGUGCACUUCCUGUUUCAGUUUCACUCUCACGACCCACUUACUUCGUGUCCCCUCGCCAUAACAGUUUGCCAUGUACGGAUCAUGGUAAAGCAGAAGUGGUGACUCCACCUACAAUCUCUGUUAUGUGUCCUCCAUUGCUGAAUGUUAGCAGUGGAAGUGAAGGAUCUCUUGACAAACAUAAACAAAAAUCUUACGCUGAUGGUCAAAGCCCUUUACAUUUUGCCGUUGGUGAAGUAAUGAAUCCGGCUGCUGUCAUGACAAAAUUGCCAACAGGAGUGGCUAAGAACAUUAUAAAUGAGCAGUUAUAUCCACCUCGAACACGCUGCCAUAGUCUUGGUUCGUUCUCAGGCAUUUCUCCAAUCCUGAGUCCACAGAAAAUGGGUAGUCUUGGUAUUGGAGACAUGAAGGAAUGGCAGUGUAGCUGCAGCAGUCAGACUGAUCUCAGCUCCCUGGAAGUCGAGUCAACGUCAAGCUUGAACUUUCUACAGCUCAGCACAUUAUCUGCCGCUGACUGCAAUGUGGCAGGUCGCUCUUCACCCACUGCAUCAUCUGUCUCGACCCAGAGUCCUGAAGACCUUCAAGCAUAUGUAAAAGAAGUUACAAAGGAACUAGCAACUGAAAUCAAAUCAGAGAUACGUGAAGUGAUAUCCAAAGUAGAAGAUGUUUUGUCGGAAAGUACAGAUUCAGCAGGGGAAACUUGCGGUAGCUUUCAUCAACACCUUGCCAGUUCCUCAAUGGACAAACUUCAUUCAGGUUCAGGUGAAAUUGCUAAAAGUGACUCAGUAUCUGCAAAUGAUGUAGCCGAAUAUUUGAUGGAAUUCUCCAGGGAAAUGGCUUCUGAGAUGAAGUCAGAAAUUAGGGAAAUGGUGAAUGCAGUUGAUGUCCUCAUCUCGCCUGAUGCUCAGAGUCAUGAAGAAAAGUCAUCUUCUGCAGAUUCUCCGGUUGAUACUCCAGGGACACACCCUGGCAUUGCAGGAUGUGUCAAUACAAAAUUAGGGGAUUUGAGUGGGGAGAGAACCCACUCAAGCGAAUGCUCUAGUGACGAGACUGUUGUGCAUAUACUCAGUGCAGACCCAAAGAAAAGUCAGACUGCUGAUAAUGGGACUGGUUCGAAUGAAACUGAUGAGGAGGAAGAUGAUGUUGCAGCAGACAACAGACGGCAUCAUCAGAUGCGUUCUACAAUAAAUAGCAUUAGUUCUCAGGACAGUGGAAUCAAUUUAACUUUCCAAGAGUCAGAUUCAUCAUCACAUGGCACAACUGAAAAAAGGAGCAGUGAAUUGACAAGCACUCACAUUCGCAAAACAAACAGUUUGUCUGAUUCAAGCAUCAGUGUUGGAGGUGAUGCUAAGCUCGCUACUACCAGUCAGCAGCUUGUGUCUGUACCUGCAGAAAUGUCAUCUGAGGCACAAGCCCAGCAGCCUGUAGGUAACAUAGUUACACCUGCUGACCAUGUUGCCAGAUGGCAUUGCCCACCAAAAUCAAUCUGGAAACCAGCUAUUGAGGCACUCCAAGAAUUUGACAUGAUUCGUGAUGGUGAUCGAGUGAUGGUGUGUCUGUCGGGAGGCAAAGACUCACUGAGCCUCCUCCACACACUUCAUCAGUACCAGUUUUAUGCUAAAUCCAAGGGGAUUCAUUACACCCUUGGGGCAGCUACAGUAGACCCCGGCAGCUCAGCAUAUGAUCCACGGCCAUUAGUACCAUACCUCCAGGCACUGGGUGUCCAUUAUCUUUAUGAGGAGCAAGCUAUCUUGCAGCAAGCAGCAGCACUGGAGAAGGGAUGCAAGUCUGUAUGCAGCUUCUGCAGCCGCAUGAAGCGAGGAAGGUUGUAUGCAGCUGCCCGCAGUCAUGGCUACAAUGUGCUGGCCUUGGGACAACAUCUUGAUGAUCUCGUCGAGAGUUUUCUCAUGUCUGUUUUUCAUAAUGGCAGACUUAGAUCCAUGAAGGCACAUUAUUACAUUAGGGAACGUGACCUACGUGUGAUUCGCCCAUUUGUGUAUGUGCGAGAGAAGACGCUGCGUCAAUUCGCUGAGAGCAGAAACCUCCCAAUUAUCCCAGAGAACUGUCCUGCAUGCUUUGAUGCACCAAAAGAACGCCAUCGUGUGAAACAACUGUUGGCACAGCAGGAGAUACUGUUCCCUCGCCUCUUCUGGAGCUUGCGAUCUGCCCUUCACCCACUCAUUAGUUUCCGGCACACUGGCGAAGAGAGCAGAAUCUACACGCGCCACAGGAAACAAUCUCAGUCCCAUGGAAUGCAUCCCACUUCUGAUGCUCUAAGUUCCGAUACAGAGGAAGAGCCAGUGUCUUAGAUGGGUAAAUACGUACACCCCACAACACACUUAAGCUGUUGUUAUUCUUCUGAUUUCAACUGGAACAUAACUGCAACUUCUGCUUACAUUUUUGGAACAGACAUGAAGAUUCACUUGUUCAGAGAACAUGUUAUACAAAUUGAGUGAUCUGUGUUGAUAUGAAGAAAGAAGUAAAAUGGAAAUGAGUAUAUUCAGGAAUGGACCAAUGGGCAUUAUUGAUAGAUGUUGGUACAUUUGGGAUUGGCCCAGCAGACAUGUUAAUAGACAUGGGUAUAUAUUUGGACACCCUAGGUGGACAUGAGUAUAUUCUGGGUUGAUCCUCAAUGAAUUAAAAAUUUACUGGGAAAUAAGAAACCAACAGAAAGAUGCCUCUACUUCUGUGAACCUUAAUUCCUGUCAGAAAUAAGGCUGAUGUCUUGUCAUAUUUAAAUAUUUGCAGAAUUUUCAAUACAAGAAGAUUCUUCUCUAGCCAGAAGAUACAUAAUUACAUACAUAAUUAAUAUGUAUACAGGACUCUACAUAUUGUAAAACUUACUGAUUAGUAAUUGUAAGUAAUUUAUGAAUUGAAAGAUGAUGAAAUCACUGAUUUGGAGUUGUUAGGACAGUGAAUUGAAAUGGUGUAUCAAAGAUGCAGAUAAGAUGAGCAAAGUACAAGAGAGAACAGAUCUAGACUUUCUGCCUGAACUGUGGAACCAAGUAAGUUAAUAUUCAGAAGGUCCCAUGGGUGGUUAUUGUGGUUGAAAUCCUUCGUGAUUUUGGCCAUUAAUACCAGCUGGGUAUCCUAAAUACCAUAACCGUGGUCUAUAACCUAACCAUCUGCCAUUUUGUAACAUUCACCAUUGUCUUCAGCUGCACAUUAUUAACUGUUACUGUCAGGAAAUAUGGAUUUUAGAGUCUCAUGUAGCCCCCACUGCAGGGGCUAGUGACCAAAUUUUUAAUCCUCUUCUGUCCUCUUUUGGAAGCUUUCUGCAACCAGCAUAAUGAAUUUACUGCCAUAUUGUGAUGUGUGCCAAGUGUCAUGUCUUUGCUUGUAUUCAUUGACACCUUUUUUUUAGUAGUUCAUUCGUGUAUGGAAACAGAUUGUAUCUGUAUCACAAGUAGUGGUUUCUUCUGUUUUAGAUAAAACUUUUAAUUUAA
Molecule: messenger RNA, 5513 nt
Organism: Cryptotermes secundus
Lineage: Eukaryota; Metazoa; Arthropoda; Insecta; Blattodea; Kalotermitidae
Exons: 15
Coding region: 27-4376 (1449 amino acids)
Source: RefSeq, a predicted model, not a curated record